CUCCUCCUCCGCAUCGUCUUCGCAAAGGCAUUUCACCACACCGCUUGGACACAGACAUGUCAUUUCUUGCACGGCCGCACCCUCAGCCAGUAACGUGGGCAGCGUGGGUUACGGCGAAGACGGCUGCCCGCCUUUGCUCGAAUUAGAGCCUGCAGCUCUCCCAGGGAGGGUUUCGACGACUUGCGACGACCCAUCAUGCUCGGCCCAGCGUUUGCUCUGGCUGUUCCUCUCCUAGGUUCUCUAGCGUCGGCUGCAUCGACAGGCGUGGCAGCAGAGUCGCUGAACGCCCUGACGAGGCACUGUCAGUUCACUCUAGGCAAUCGGCGCUUCGAUUUGUGUCCGGUGUUCGAAGGAAAUGACGGAGGCUGGACCGUUGGGUUUGAGCGGUCGACACCGCCCACAGUGACGAAAGCCGAGUACAGGAUCUCCUUCGCAGGUCCACUGAAGACGACGAAGUGGACGCCCCAUGAUGAACAGUGUCCUGACGGGACAUGGGUCUGCAAAAUCAUUUCAAACGUCCGGCCAAAACGCGAAGGGGAGAGUCCUCGAGUCUUGCAAGUGAUCCCAGUUGCCGGUGACAUCUCUGGCUCUCUUCCUAAGAAGGACGAUGGAGGCGAUGGCUUUGCUGGCGAAGAAUAUCAGCCAGGCUUGAAUGUCACUGCGAAGCUUGUGCCUGCGGAUGAGAACACGCGACACGACAUUCUGCACAUCCAUCUUCACGGCGGGUACUACGUCUACAAACAACAGAAGGCAGACUUUCAGUUCAUCUGUGACCACCAGGCAGAAGAGCCUACGAAACCUAGCAUCUACUGGAACUGGAACGGUACCCAUACGUUCGAGUGGCGAACCAAGCACGCAUGCGGCCAAGCGAUGACCGCACCUGACGACGACUCCCCUCCACCGACCCCGCCAAAGCACAACCCCGGUUCUGACGAGCCGCCCAAGGAUUCGGAGGACGACGAUGUCCCCGGCGACAAGAAGAUACUCGACCCCGACUUCCUUUACGGGCAGACUCGGCGGUCAAUCAUGACCAUCUUCGCCUCAUCCGCCCUCGUUGUCAUCGUUGUCACGUACCUGGUGCAGCGCCCACCUGCGAGGCUGCGCAGGUUCGCCCUGUCGUACAUGAAGACCCACCCGUGGCUGAUGCACUCGCGCGUCGGCGAGCGGAUGCUGAUGCGAUGGGCGCGCGAGGACCUCAUCUUCGAUGCCGGGGAGGAGGACGUCAUGAUCAACGGCCCGACCAACGUGCGCAGCGCGGUGGGUCUGGACGAAGGUAUCCCUCUCAAGCCGUCGCCGCGUCGACCGAACAACUACGGCAGUGCGUAGAGCGCGCAACGAGGCUUGACAUUCUUGACCACUUAUGUUCACGACCCCUGCAUGGCUGUUACGCCGGUGUUCCUCUCUUGUAGACUGUUAUUCCACUAGCCGCUGUAGAUUAGUAUGCUGUACGACCUGAUUGUAGUGCUAGUUGCCGUUUGUGGCCUGUCGGAGGAUGAUGCCCUGUACAUUCCGGUGGAGAUCUGCCAUAACGACAGCAAACGUCGACGUCCAGAGGCGCGAUGUGCGUUGUGAGUGGCGUCCAUCUCCACCAAGCAUAUGCCAAGUCUAGCGUC
This is a messenger RNA of Fomitopsis serialis, 1613 nucleotides long. RefSeq lists its product as uncharacterized. Lineage: Eukaryota; Fungi; Basidiomycota; Agaricomycetes; Polyporales; Fomitopsidaceae. The record is from RefSeq and is a predicted model, not a curated record. The transcript has 7 exons. The coding region runs from base 196 to 1326 and encodes 376 amino acids.